Trichosurus vulpecula (common brushtail) is the source of this 1927-nucleotide messenger RNA. RefSeq names its product protein phosphatase, Mg2+/Mn2+ dependent 1M (gene PPM1M). Gene Ontology annotation, molecular function: protein serine/threonine phosphatase activity. The record is from RefSeq and is a predicted model, not a curated record. The transcript has 10 exons. Gene Ontology annotation, biological process: protein dephosphorylation. Bases 138 to 1643 code for a protein of 501 amino acids. Lineage: Eukaryota; Metazoa; Chordata; Mammalia; Diprotodontia; Phalangeridae.
CCCAGUCCAAGGAGGAGGAGGGUGCAGCUUCGCAACUUCUCCGCCAGCAGAGUGUCCGAGAUCCCUGCGGGCCUAGCGCCGGGCAGGACUCGCCCACUCUAGGGACGCAGUCUGUCAGAGUUCCGACGAGGCCGUGGAUGAGGGCCCCGCGUGGGCUGUCCCGUGCCUCCGCGCCCAUGUCCACGCAAUGGCUCCGACGCCGCUUCCUGCACCGGGUCCCCUCCUGGGGUCGAGACCAAUCCAAGGGGAGGGGAUGGGCAACCUGCCUCGGGGACACUGUCGGUAGCCGGGGACCCCAAGCCUGUGGCAGAGCCGAGUCGGCUAGUCCGCUCCCCUACCGGCGGCCCAAGUUCCUGCGAGGUGUCGGCGCGACUCCCCGGCCUGACACUUACCUAGACCCUCAGAUCCGUCCCAGGCCGGUGUACUGUCCGGCCCCGGACCGGUCCCUGCCUUGGAACACGGGCUAUGCGGAGGUUAUUAAUGCAGAGAAGUCUGAGUUCAAUGAAGACCAGGCAGCAUGCGGUCAGCUGUCCAUCAAGCAUAGGGAAUUAGGGGACGAUGACCAGGAGUGGAUGAUCCUGUGCCAGGAGGAGUAUGUUACUGGCUGUUACUGGGCGCUGUUUGAUGGUCACGGGGGUCCCGCUGCUGCAGUCAUUGCAUCCAAUAUCUUCCAUAGCUGCUUGCGGGGAAAGCUGGAGGAUGUAGUGGAAGGCAUCCUAGCUCCCCAGCCCCCUAUGCACCUCAGUGGAUGCUGCAUCUGCCCCAAUGAUCCCAUGUUUGUGGAGGAAAAAGGAAUCCAGGCACAAGAUCUGGUGAUUGGAGCCAUAGAGAAGGCUUUCCAAGAAUGUGACACAAUGAUUGGGCAGGAGAUGACAGCCACUGGCCAGUCUGGGGGCUGCACAGCUCUGGCCAUCCUCUACCUGGAGGCGAAGCUGUAUGUUGCCAAUGCUGGGGAUAGCAGAGCCAUUCUUGUGCAGAGAGAGGGCAUGAGAGCUCUGAGCUCCGAGUUUACCCCUGAGACAGAGAGACAGCGAAUUCAGCACUUGGCCUUUAUUCAUCCCAGGCUUCUGGCUAAUGAGUUUACCAGGUUGGAGUUUCCCCGGCGCCUGAAAAGUGAAGACUUGGGACAGAAGGUUCUCUUUCGAGACUAUAACAUGAAUGGCUGGGGCUAUAAACAAGUGGAGAAAUCAGACCUCAAAUACCCACUGAUUCAUGGGCAGGGGAAGCAGGCUCGUUUACUAGGUACUCUGGCUGUGUCCAGAGGACUGGGAGACCAUCAGCUGAAGGUCCUGGACUCAGAUAUUGACAUCAAGCCCUUUCUUCUCUCCAUCCCCGAGGUAACUGUAAUAGAUUUAGAACAGGAGACUCAGGAGGAUGAUGUGAUCAUCAUGGCCACUGAUGGACUCUGGGAUGUCCUGUCUAAUGAACAAGUAGCCCAGCUAACACGCACCUUUCUCCAGGACAACAGACAUGACCAUAACAGGUUCUCAGAGCUGGCCAAACUGUUGAUCCACAGGACACAGGGAAGAGAGGAUGGCACCUGGGAACACAGCUCAGCAGGGAACGAGCUGGUGUCCUACGAUGAUAUCUCAGUGUUUGUGAUUCCUUUGCACCAUAAAAAACAAAGUAGUAGAGAUUCCUGAGGCCUUCCACUACUAGCCAAGCCCCACCUCUUCUUGAAACCCGGGAAGGGCCAAACUAAGGGAACCUCAAAAGGAGUUGACGAGGAUGACCCAAACAUGUCUUGGGUUUCACAUGUGCCUCAUUUACUCACAGCAGGCUCAAGACUAACCAGAAAGACAUGUCCUAAAUGAAAAAAAAGAUCUGGCUUACCCUGAGAGGGUAGAAUGAUUCCUGCCAAUUAAAGCCCCUACCUAAGGGCAAGGGAUGGGUCGUUCCUCCUCCCAUUCUUUGUCUCCAGAAAGUU